AUGAGAAGUUAUAAACUAAAAGUGAAAUCACACAUUUCAUCUAGUGAUACAUCAUAUACCAUAUCGAAUUCCCCGUUGGAGAAAGGAUUUUCACGAGCUUCAUCAGCUGAUUCAGUAUUUGAUGAUAUUUCAUCGAAAGCACAUGCUUUAUUUUCAAUUCUUGAUGAAGAACAAAAAGGAUAUUUGGAUAAUCAAAUGUUAUUGAAAGUGUGUGAUUCCGGUUUGACAGAAACACAAAUUAAUGAUUUAAUUCAACAUUUAGAUCAUGAUGGAGAUGGAAAAAUUAGUGCAGAUGAUUUUAUGCUUGGUUUGCGUACAUUAGCUAAACGGAAUAGUUUAAUUCGUGCUUCACUUAGAGCUACUACUGUAACAAAUUCUACGCGUUAUCUAAUUAAAAGAUGUUCAGAGUCAACAAAUGUAUCGAGACAUCGUUUGGAAUCAAGUGGAACGAAUUCAGAUAUUGAUGAAUCUUUGUGUAGUAAUUAUCAAUUGAAAUCAGAUAUAACAACUAUUCAAUCGAUAAGAAUUAGAACAAAAACUAGACAGAGACUUCAUCGACGACUACUGACUUCGUUGUUCUCUCAACAAACGAAUUCUUUACCGAUUAGUCCACUGUCACCACAGUUAUUUGAUAUUAGUUCUGUUGAUGAAUGUUUGAAAUGUGUAACCAGCCAAGAACAUCUUUACGAACUAUACCAUAUUCUGUUAUAUGAAAAUCCAAGUUUAUCUAAAAUGUAUGAAACUGUCCUAGUGGAUGUAGUCAGAUAUAUUCAAAAGUCUCGUGAAAUACAAUUACGAUUAGAAAAGCAGAUUGAAAGUGAACGUUUGAAGCAUAGUGAGGCAAUAUUUCAUUUAUCCGAAGAAGUAGAUAAUCAAGUUAAACUUGCCGAAGAAACAGCACGAAUUAAAGAAAGAGAAAUAGCAAUGAAAAAAUUCUCUGCUGAACUUGAAACUAAAUCUAUACAAAUUAAACAAUUGAAGACAAGAAUCAAAUCACUUGAAGAGCAAGAUAUUUAUCAACACGAAUCCACCAGUCAAAAUAUCAUGCCUAAAAUAAUGAUAGAGAAAGAUGAUAAACGUGUGAUUAAAUUACAAAUGAAAGUUUUACAAGUUAAUCAAGAGAAUUAUAAUUUAGAAGAAGAAUUAAAUAAUACACGAUUACAAUUGGCACAAUCACGUUCAGAAUUUAAUGCGGUACGACAAAGUUUAAGCGAUAAAAAUCAUGAAUUGGAAGAACGUAUGACUGCGUUAAUUGAAACUGUCAAAGAGAAUUCCAUAUUAAAACGUCAGGUUGGUGUAUUACAGGAUAUCAACAAAAAGUUAUAUGAUGCUAACGAUGAUCUUUACAAUAUGUUCGAAAGUUAUCCAGAAUGGUUGCGUAAAGAAUGGAGCGUUGAAGAUAUUAAACCAGCUUCCACAAUGAUUAAUUACAGGUUUCGACGAACUUCCACAGAAUUUAAACCAAUCAAAUCUGUUGUGAAGAAAUUCGAUUCACAUGACUGUGAAGCAAAUAUUUCUGUUUGUAUGUCUUGCAAAAGUGAUCCGAGAGAACAGUUAAGACCAUCAUCAUCUGGGAAACGUUAUCGCACUAUGUCCAAAUGUGACCAACCAGACUGUUGUUGUUCAAAAAUCCACGGAAAAGGAGAUAACAGUCUGUCAAGUUGUAUGGAUACAAAUGAAGGAGAAUCUGAUAAAGGAUUGAAAUAUCCAAAUGUGAAACAACAAACAUUACGGGAGGAUUCCGGAAAUCAUGUGAACUAUAAAGAAAUAUUUGAAUCUCGAAAUCAAUCAUGUUCAACAGUAUCAAUUAAUUCAAAUGAAUCAAGUUGUCAAUCUAUCAGUUAUCAUUUACCACAAAAUCCUUUCAAUAAAUUUGGCUCAUUAAAAAAGUUAAAUAGAAAAGUUUCAAUUCAUAAAAAUCUUCAUUAUACAAAAAAUGCAAUUGAUGAAAAGUUAAGAAUUUUUCGAAUUAUGUUAGCUGGUGAUUCAGAAGUUGGUAAAACAAGUUUAUUGAUACGUAUGUGUGAGGAUGUGUUUCAAAGUUGUUCAGUUACUACUAUCGGUGUUGAUAUGAAAAUGAGAUCGGUAGAAGUGGAUGGCCGGAAAGCAAUGAUGCAAAUAUGGGAUACUGCAGGACAGGAAAGAUUUCGCAGUGUAUCAACCAGUUUCUACAGAAAAGCUGAUGGUAUUCUACUAGUGUAUGAUUGUACAUCGGAAUUUUCAUUUAUUAGUACAAGAGAUUGGAUCACAAUCAUAGAAGAAAAUGCUGGUAAACAAAUACCUAUCGCUAUUAUUGGCAAUAAAAAAGAUUUAAAAGAACAGAAAGAAUGGCAAGGAAAUAAGUGUGUUAGUUAUGCAACAGGCAGUAAAUUGGCUCAGGAGAUUGGAGCAUUAUUCUUCGAAACAAGUGCAAUGACUGGUGAAAAUGUAAAUGAAUGCGUUGAAGCUUUAGCUAGAUUACUAUGUGCUCAAGAAGAUUAUAAUUUACGAUGUCCGAAACUGAGGCUAACAAGUGACACUCCACGACCGACAAAUGCCAAAUGUUGCGUGCGAUGAGAAACAGAGACGUGGUCGAUCAAUUCCAAAAUCACUAAUUUAAAAACCAAUUGCCUUUUAUAUUUCAUAUUGAUAUGACACGAAGGAUAAUUAUCUUCUUAAAUCUCAAAUAAAAGAUUG
This is a messenger RNA of Schistosoma turkestanicum, 2676 nucleotides long. The record is from the annotation of a GenBank genome assembly. NCBI's taxonomy places the organism in Eukaryota, Metazoa, Platyhelminthes, Trematoda, Strigeidida, Schistosomatidae.